Molecule: messenger RNA, 2136 nt
Organism: Pseudophryne corroboree (corroboree frog)
Lineage: Eukaryota; Metazoa; Chordata; Amphibia; Anura; Myobatrachidae
Gene: MMAA
Product: metabolism of cobalamin associated A
Exons: 7
Coding region: 474-1697 (407 amino acids)
Cellular component (GO): cytoplasm
Molecular function (GO): GTPase activity; GTP binding
Source: RefSeq, a predicted model, not a curated record
UACGUACACGGUAUUCUGCUACAGACAGUGCCGCCAUUUACAGGGAGACCACAACUAUCUCUCUCAUGCAUUGGAGACAAGAAACUUCUCAGUAACCAGAGCAAAUGUUGACCGUCAUAUCUUUUACGUAAUGGGUCAUAGCAGCCAUAUUACUAUCACAGCCUCAACAACGUUGUACUUGGCAGCCCGGAGUUGCGGUGCAUUAUGGGAUAUGUAGUUCUAUGUGACUGUGCAGCUGUUUUUCGCGCACCGGACUUCCUGCAACUGAGACUACAAUUCCCAGGAGAAAGUACCGCACACUGCGGCAUCUUCCAAUCGGUGGUGAGGAUGUCUCCUCGACAUAGGAAGCUGGUCAGAGCAGGCGAGCAGGGUUGUAUGUAUUGAAGCAGAUCUUACAAAGGGAACAGCUAAUCGGUUUGUCUUUAACCAUAUUCUGUUCAUGAGCUGAUGUGUUGCAAGUCCAGGUUUCCAACAUGCGAGGAUUAGCCAUUUGCCAUACUAGGAAUGUAACGAGGACAAUAGCUAAUACUUUACAUAGAAACACUGUGCUUCUUAUGUCUCUCUCACAAAGACAUAGCAUAAAAUACUGGGCUUCAAGAACAGACUUUUCCAGUGAGAAUUCCAGAAGGGAUCUGUCUAUUUCAGCCACAGCCAAGCAAGAAGCUGAACCUCUAACAGAGAAGGAGCAGAGACUGCUGAAGAACGUUUAUGGAGGUUUGAUAGGUGGGCAUCGAGCCUGCUUGGCAGAAGCCAUAACACUUAUAGAGUCUACACAUAUGAGGAAGCGACAUAUUGCUCAAGUACUGCUUCAGAAGGUACUAUCUCAUCAGCGUGAACAGGAGCACUUGCAUAACGGAAAACCUCUAGCUUUUAGAGUGGGUCUCUCUGGUCCCCCGGGUGCUGGAAAGUCGACAUUUAUUGAAUACUUUGGAAAGAUGCUUACAGCACAGGAACACAAAGUUGCUGUUUUAGCGGUUGAUCCAUCCUCUAGCACCAGUGGUGGCUCGCUUCUUGGAGAUAAGACACGAAUGACUGAGCUGUCCAGGGAUAUGAAUGCCUAUAUAAGACCCUCUCCAACAAGAGGAACAUUGGGAGGCGUCACCAGGACAACUAAUGAAGCCAUUUUACUCUGUGAAAGUGGUGGCUAUGAUAUUGUUCUUGUAGAGACAGUAGGUGUGGGACAGUCUGAGUUUGCCGUGGCUGACAUGGUUGACAUGUUUGUUCUGUUGCUGCCACCAGCAGGAGGUGAUGAGUUACAGGGCAUCAAACGGGGUAUAGUGGAAAUGGUAGACCUAGUUGCUAUAACCAAAGCUGACGGCGAUUUGUUAAUACCUGCAAGGAAGAUACAAGCAGAGUAUGUGAGUGCUUUGAAGUUACUUCGGAAGCGUUCUAAGACGUGGAAACCUCAGGUUGUUCGCAUCUCUACUAAAAGUGGUGAAGGCAUUCCAGAGCUGUGGAAGAAGAUAACUGAGUUUAAGGACACCAUGUUUACAAGUGGGGAGCUUCUAUCCAGGCGCAGGAGUCAGCAGAAGGUGUGGAUGUGGAGCCUAAUUCAAGAAAAUGUUCUCCUACAUUUUAGGAACCACCAAGCAGUUAAAGAUCGGAUACCUCUUUUGGAAAAGCAGGUCCUUGCUGGUGUCUUGUCGCCUGGUCUUGCAGCAGACAUGUUAUUGAAGGCUUUUUCUGAAAGUGACUGAAAUACUGCAACAUUUAUUACAUGACUUGAUACAUAUAUGUGCAUGAGACUUAUAAAAUUAUUUUUUUCAUUCUUAUUUAUUUAAAUGUAAAAUGAUUGGGCAUUGUAUGUAAAUAAAUUCAUAAAUUGUAUUUUUAAGUAAAUAUAGUAGUCGAUUGAAACGGUAUCACAGUUUCUGUAAAUGUUUUAGGAGGUCUGGAAAUACAUAGGGAUGGAGACAUCUUGGGCUGUCAGACUUUUGGAGACUGGUUAUGUAUAGUCCUUCACUCUCCCUCCUGCUGUCCCAUACGGUUUUUGAUCUUCAGGAGCAGAAACAAACCUCACCCAAAACAACACAGAGAGAAUGAACAUUACCACCUCUUUAUACACAGAUAAGAUUUAUUGUUAUAUUGCGUAUCUGUUCUUAAUCUGUUUUGAAAAUAAAUUCUUCUUAAAGCUUA